Molecule: messenger RNA, 2093 nt
Organism: Erythranthe guttata (spotted monkey flower)
Lineage: Eukaryota; Viridiplantae; Streptophyta; Magnoliopsida; Lamiales; Phrymaceae
Source: RefSeq, a predicted model, not a curated record
AUGGAUCGCGGGGGGAAACCUGACUACCCGGCUUAUUUAUUGGAUUAUAUGGAAGAGCAUGGAAUCCAAGAACUGCCAUUGUCCGAUCCCCACGAAGAAGAAGAAGAAGAAGAAGAAGAAGAAGAGGAUGACCACCAAAAUGAGGACCAGAGCGACCAUGGUGGCGGCGGAAUAAUCGGACCUUUCGGUACGACGUUACCCCCGGGGCUGUACGGGAAUCACGGCAACAGUACAAACUCCGUGACGGCUGCGGAAGUUGUGGAUGUCCAAACCCUGGCCUCGGAGAAAGAUGACGUCACCGUGGACGGCGAAGUUGGAAGCAGCAGCCCGAGAAGGGAUAACGAUGGAGGUAAAGCUGGUGAAACGGCGUCCUUGAAGGGUGACAGUGAUGGAGAAAAUGGAGAGCUGAAUACGGGUGAAAUUGACGGAAUAUUUUGUCCAAUCUGCUUCGAGGCUUGGUCCUCUGGCGGUGACCAUCAUAUCUGGGAUGCACUUUAUUUCGGUUCCACUUUUCCGGGUUUUUGUAUCAAGAAAUGGUUGCGUCGUCCAGGCUCAAGCAAGUGCCCACAAUGUAAGAAGAAAUGUAGGCUAAAGGACAUUCGAUUACUUUAUGCCAAUCAAAUUGUUGCUGUCGAUGGAGAGGUUCAAAAGACGGUAAAAUCACUUGAAGCAAAAUGUGCGUCUCUUGAGAAACUGAGUGUUGACUGGUCUAAGAAGGAAGUAGACUGGAAGAAGAGAGAAGCUGAUUUAUGCAAGCAAGUCCGAUAUCUGAAAGGGAAAACUCAUGACUUAGAGGAUCUUCUAAAAGAAACGGAACACAGAGCUUCAGGAUCAUCUGCAUCGAGUUGGAAUCAUUUAAGAGAACCAACUUUGGGAUUUAAUGCUAAUCCUAAUUUCCACGUGGAAGGGUGUCCGAAUAAAUUUAUAUUGCAGAAGGACUUUCAGAUAGAUGGAGCUCGUCUCUUUGACAUUGAUUCUAUCAAUAAAAAUUUUGUGUUUGCUCGAAGGCUCUCUGGAAUGGGGGGAGCGCAUGUGCUGACCAAAGUGAGCAUGCUAUCUAAUGACGAAAGGGAGGAUAUUCGACUCCCUGAGAACACAAAAGCUAUUAAGGAUCUAGAAGUUUCUCCCCAUGCCACACUUGUGCUGUUGGCUUCCUUAGGAAAGAAACUAUCAGUUCUUAGCACGGACAGCAACAAUACCAUUCUCACUUAUGAUUUACCGGCUGCUGGCUGGUCAUGUGCAUGGGAUAUUUGCAGUCCACACUAUAUUUAUGCGGGCUUGCAGAAUGGAACAGUUUUGCAGUUCGACAUGCGUCAGACUAGGACACAUGUGGAAUCCUUAAGUGGAUUGACAUGCAACCCAAUCCAUACAUUACAUUCUCUUUCAUCUGAUUCAUCUUCCACUUCCGGCGUUAGAAGUGUUUUAACUGCAUCUUCACUUGGCUUAUGUCAAUGGAAUUUUGGUGGAAGUGAAGAAAGGCCGUAUUUGAUACCUGAAUCAGAUAAGCAAGGAGUUUGUAUAUCACUUGCUUACAGUAGAUACAGUGACGAUAUAGUUGCUUCAUAUCGUCCUAAAGUUGAGAUAUCUGGCGACCUGGAAAUGUCACAACCCACACUUACGGCUCCUGGGCAAGGUACACGGGGCAGUCAUGUAAUAUACAAAAAAAAGGGCUGCGCAUACCAAAAGUUAGGAGUUACCGGUGCUAAUGUGAGCGAUAUCCGACUGCCAAAAUCCGCAAUCAUAUAUGGGGUACAUCAAAACCCUGUGUUUGCUUCUGGAGAUGAAUUGACGGGCGAAAUGGUGUUGCAAGACUUACCAUCAAUGAUGGUUGUCGAUCAUCUUAGACCUAAAAAAUACCCUAUUCGUGACGCCAAGUACACACGUCUCUUGAAUUCAGGAUUGCUUGGCUGUUUGAGUGAGGAUUCCAUGCAGUUAUUCAGCGCGCCAAGGUAUCGUGAAGGUAAAUGUAGCCAUUGGAGUUGAAUAUGAAUGCUAAAUGUAAUACAAUUGAUGGUUUCCUUAGUGUAGAUUAUUGAAUUGCUACCUAUUAAGUUGAAGCCUUGGCUUCUUAGUGCACUGUCUUUAACAUGAUU